AGAGAUUUCUGGGAAACGAUUCACUCAUUCGGAGAGGAGCAGAAGAGAUUGUUUCUUCAGUUUACGACAGGCACAGACAGAGCACCAGUUGGCGGUCUCGGCAAAUUAAAAAUGAUCAUCGCCAAGAAUGGCUCCGACACAGACAGGCUGCCGACGUCUCACACCUGCUUUAACGCUCUGCUGCUCCCCGAAUACUCCUCCAAGGAGAAACUGAGAGAAAGACUCCUCAAGGCCAUCACAUAUGCCAAAGGAUUUGGGAUGCUGUGACAGGUCCACAAGUUUUUCUACUGCAUUUUAACAAAAAAGGGAGUAUCACACACAAAAAACAGAGGGAUAUGACAUGAAACAAAAUGCUGCAAUAACUCUGUGCCUAACCAGCCUCUAUGACACAUAACUCCGCUGAUGGCCUUUCGCUCUGCGGCCUGACGUCCUUCGAGAUAGUUUCAUAUACGGUACGUUAGAGUUCCCAAAGAGUUAAACACGGCACUUGAUUUUUUUUUUUCUUUUGUGUUUUGUUUUCCGAGCAAACGUGAACAAUAUUUGGUUUGUGAAACUGUGAAAGUGCACUUAAACACAGGAUUUUAGUGAAUGCCAGCACAUGCAGUAUAUUUAUUGACUCAGUUUGAUGUUUUUUUUAGUUUUUCACGGUGUAGCAGUAUUCAGUCCUACGACUCUCUUCCUGUAACUGGGAGUGCACUGGGCGUAAUGGUGCUCCUUGGUAACAAAGUAUAUUAAGGUGAAGCCUUUUUUAUUACUGCUAACCAAAAUAGCCUCGCUGAUGAGCUUUAUUUCAUUUCCUGUCAGUGGGGGAGCAAACUCACCACUAACCUGAAGGUUAUUUUGAAGUAUUUCUGUGUUGUGCCUCUUGUGUUACUUAUGAAGCGCGUGCUGAACCAAACCACAGCUGGUGGUUUGGAUAGCUUGCAGGGUUUCAGAAUGAGUGUUCGGUUCAGACUUUCCUGAACAAAGUGUUUCUCUCGGUUUGUUUGCUUUUAAGUGUUUCUGAUCGCACAUUUGGAAGUGCAGCUGCCAAAUGUGCAACGCCUCUGUAAGGAAAAGAGUCACAUGAAAUGUUUAAUUUGGCCAAAUAUCUCAGGUACAUAAAGAAUGUGCAGAAAAUGUGAAACUUAUGUACAGCAACUAUUAUGCAAAGUAAAUAAAUGUGGAAAGAAAUU
Molecule: messenger RNA, 1175 nt
Organism: Plectropomus leopardus (leopard coralgrouper)
Lineage: Eukaryota; Metazoa; Chordata; Actinopteri; Perciformes; Serranidae
Source: RefSeq, a predicted model, not a curated record